UUGUCAAAGUCCUGUACGUGAGCAGGUCUGCUGAACGGCUCCCUCACCGCGCGUAAAAGAUGAAGCCUUGAAUUUCUUUUUACAGAAGUUGAAGCGCUGUGACACAAGACGGAGUGAACACAAUGGGGCUCGGGUCAUUUUGGAGUUUUCCUCUCUUGGCUUUCGUGUUUCUCUUUCGCCACAAGUUUGUGGCUCAGGCGGAAAUAACUUCUCUGAGCGCAAACGACAGGUUCCAUCACCUGCAGGUUUUGCCACUUGAAGAGCGUGAAACCGGAGCAUCUGCAGAGGUCGGAGAAUCACUGGAAGUCGACGUUCGCGCAAAAGUUUUAAACGGGCGUGAAACGGAACCAGACGGGGAUUUGAAUCCAAGGGAUGACAAACAAAUGGGAGUUGAGACGCGGAGCGGACUUGGAAGCGAGGCGCCGAUCGGCAUCGAAACAGCGCCAGGCGAUUCCAGUCGUCUCAAAAUACCUGAUCAAAAGUAUGCUUACACGUCUGAGGGCAAGCACGCGCGAGAUACGGAGAUUAUUUCCCCAAGAAAGAAGGCAAAAAGGAGUGCGGUGGCGUCAUACAGCGAGGAUGUGGACAGGAGCAUAAGCGGAAGAGAGAGAUAUGUGGAGGCUGUGCAAGGUGUUCCCAACUCCAGAGUCGAGUACCGGCGCAGCGGGGACGAAGCCAGAGGUUCUAACCCCAAACAGAGUGAGCCAUACCUGGACACUUCUACUUUUGCUCUGUCGGGAGACUCCGCGCACAACCAGGCGAUGGUGCACUGGUCUGGACACAACAGCAGCGUGAUCCUGAUCUUGACGAAGCUGUACGACUUCAACCUGGGAGCUGUUACUGAGAGCUCCCUCUGGAGAUCCACCGAUUAUGGAAGCACCUACAACAAACUCAACGACAGAGUGGGUUCAAGGACAGUUUUAAGUUACCUGUACGUCUGCCCAACCAACAAGCAGAAGAUAAUGAUGCUCAGUGACCCGGAGGUGGAGAGCGCGGUGCUCAUCAGCUCAGAUGAAGGAGCGAGCUUUGAGAAAUAUCCCGUCAACUUCAACAUCCUGAGCAUGCUCUUCCACCCGACGCAGGAGAACUGGAUACUAGGCUACAGUCACGAUAGCAAGCUGUACAGUUCAAUGGACUUUGGAAGGAAGUGGCAGCUUGUCCACGACAACGUGAUGCCAGGCCGAUUCUACUGGGCGGUAAUGGGGCUGGACAAAGAAUCCGACGUGGUCCACAUAGAGACGCGCAUCGCAAAAGGCCGAGCUCAGUAUGUGAAGUGCAGAGCACAGCGAUGCACAGAAGGCAACCGACAGCACCUCUUCCCUGGAGAUGUGGACACCAACUCACUGGUGGUGCAGGAUGAAUACGUCUUCACACAGGUAACCAAGUCAGGACGACCCAGCUACUUUGUCUCCUACAUGAGGGAGUCCUUCAGGCAGAUGCAGUUACCUAAAUACUGUUUACCCAAGGACAUGCACAUCAUCAGCACAGACGAGAAGCAGGUUUUUGCUGCAGUCCAGGAAUGGAAUCAGAACAACACUUACAGCCUGUAUAUCUCAGACUCCCCGGGGGUCUACUUCACCCUCUCAUUAGAGAAUCUCAGAACCAGCAGAGGACCCGCCGGUAACCUCCUGGUCGACUUUUAUAAGGUUGAGGGAAUUAAUGGCAUGUAUCUCGCCAACAAACUGCUGGAUAAUCGCAUCAAGACUUUUAUUACCUACAACAAGGGACAGACAUGGGCCCUCCUGCCAGCUCCUGGCACUGACGUGGCUGGGAAUAACCUGCACUGCGUUCUGCCAUUUUGUUCGCUGCAUCUUCAUCUGGAGAUGUCGGAGAAUCCGUACACCUCUGGGCCCAUCACCAGCAAAAAGUCUGUACCGGGAAUCAUCGUGGCCACAGGAAAUAUCGGAACAGAACUGUCCUCCACCAGCCUUGGGAUGUUUAUAACAGCUGAUGCAGGGAAUAGCUGGAGACAGAUAUUUGACGAAGAGCAUAACAUUUGGUUUCUCGACAAUGGCGGGGCUUUGCUGGCGGUCUUACAGGCAGCGACACCAAUCCGACACUUGUGGAUCAGUCUCGAUGAAGGAAAGAAGUGGGACCGUCACAGUUUCUCUUUGGCACCUCUGUAUGUGGACGGCGUUUUGAUGGACCCAGAAUCAGACAAUCACAUUAUCACGUUUUUUGGCCACUUCAGCCAUCGGUCAGAGUGGCAGCUGAUCAAGAUCGACUACCUGGGCCUCUUCAGCAGGAGAUGCAUGGACGGAGAUUAUCAGAUGUGGAACCUGCACAACAAGGGGGAGCUGUGUGUGAUGGGCGAAAAGCAGAUCUUUAUGAAGCGCAGACCAGGCAACCGCUGUAUGCUGGCCCAAGACUAUUCCAGAAUCUAUUCCUCAGAGCCAUGCCUCUGCACAGCCUUUGAUUUUGAAUGUGAUUACGGGUGGGAGCGCCAGCCAGAUGGGAAGUGCUCCCCUGCUUUUUGGUUUAAUCCAAAUGGUGCAGCUAAAAGCUGUAGCACCAGCCACAGCUUCCUUAACAGCACAGGGUAUCGGAAAGUUUUGUCCAAUAACUGUAAGGAGGGCGGGAAGAACGUGUACUCGCCGAAGAGGCAGGCGUGUCGUACCCGGCCGCCCCGAGGCCUCAGACUAACCACCGGUCAUGGAGAGCUCAGUGCCCUGGUGGGGAGCAAUGUUACCUUCAUGGUCUACCUGGAUGAUGGAGGCUCACUGGGGACGAGCAUCCAUCUAGACUUUGGGGACGGCAUCAAGAUCAUAUACUCCAAUCUGAGCAGGACAGAUGAUGGCAUCAAGCACAUCUACAGAACGACUGGGAUUUACCGAGUGACGGCUUCAGCUGAGAACAGCCAGGGAUCUGACAGCAGCACCCUGUUUUUACACAUCACCAGUCCAGUGGAGCGUAUAUAUCUCUCCGCUCCCAUUGUAGCCAUCAGGGGGAGGGAGGCUAAUCUGACGGCCGUGGUUUGGCCGAGUCACACCAGAACGCUGACCUUCUUCUGGUGGUUUGACAACAGCUCCGAGCCCAUUAUAACCUUGGAGGGAAGCAUCUCAUACACAUUUCAGAGAGAGGGAAAAAACAAGGUCACGGUCCAGGUUGCUUCUGGGAGCAACAUCGUGCAGGAUUCAAAAGUUAUAACAGUUAAAGAGAUCUUUAGGUCGCUGCUGUUGUCGUUCUCGCCGGCGCUUGACGAGCACAAUCCUGACAUCUCUGAGUGGAGGGAGGACAUAGGCCGCGUGGUGCGGACAGCUCUGUCACAGGUGUCGGGGGUUCCUGAAGAUCAGCUGCUGGUGUCACUGUACCCGGGUCUCCCAACCACAGCAGAGCUCUUCAUCCUUCCUGUCGAACACACAACAAGCACGGCGGAGUCUCUGGACAUGAUAUCGGACAUUUUCGUCACUGCCCUGAACCAAGGCCUGAUCCAGUUUGAGCUGAAAGCUGAUGUUCACAUCAUUGUAUACAUGACUCAGCAAACUUUGGCACCACUUGUGGAUUCAAACUCCAUCCACAGUGGGUCGGCCAUGCUGAUGCUGCUCACUGUGGUAUUUGUUGGUUUGGCUGCGUUCUUCAUCUACAAGUUCAAAAGGAAAAUCCCUUGGAUCCACGUUCAGACUGAAGACAGUCACGAGAAAGAACCGGAAGUGAUCAGCACGGUCGGUCAGAACGACAACAUGUCGAAGGUGAAGCUCAACGAGUUUCCUUCUCCGAAAGAGCUCAUGGUGAAGGAUCUGGAGGCGAGGAGCAGAGUGACAUCAGGAGGAAUGGGACGCGGCAUGGAGAGAAUUGUAACCAGGGAGUUUCCAAAUUGUACUAAUGUCUAAAGACGCUCUGUGACUGAGUAAGUACAGGUUGUUGUGUCGCGAUUGUGCAGAAACUGUUUUGCUUUGUCAGCAUUUAUUGAUUUCACAAUCAUAGCUGCUAUCGUUCAAAGUUUGUUUGUUUUUUACAUAUUAUGGGUAGAGUUAGUGAGUAUAGUUCAAAAUGUGAUGAAGAUCAUACACCGAACCAGAUUCAAAGGCCUCCAGUUUGAGGGCGGUGAAUACCUGAGAAAUCUGCUGAGAAAACGACAAAAGUGUCCAAUUAGCACCUGGAAUGUCUUGUUCUCUACCACUGUAAUGGACGUGACGGUACUAAUAUUGGUAUGUUAUGACUGUUCAGCUGAUACUGGCACCUUUUUUCACUCACUGUGGCAGAAAGUGUGAUUCUUUAUCAGGGUAAUAAUAGACAGACUGUGUCAAAAUAUCUCAGAAUCCUGAGAAAAUAUUGAUAUAAUGUAAAUGAGAAAUGGUCAUUAGUGAAAGAAUGUAUGUGUUUCACUGCCUACGUUUAAUGUAUUCACUUUAAAUAAGCAUUAAGUGACAUUUAUAUAGUAUUUUAAGGAUUACUGAGGCCCUUUGAGGCGCAUUGUUUCAUUAUCUGGGUGCCCUACCGUCAUAUGAGAGACAUAUAAUUAAUAGACCGUUUUAGGUUUAACUUUCAUCCGGUUAUGACACUUUUCAUUUCGCUCUGGAUAAACUGCGCGUUUACACCGUUUACUGCCCCCAUAACUAGAGGUCUUUGAGUUGCGUAUAUAUAUAUAUAAUGAAUAUAUGUAAAAAUGUCAACUCUGACAAAAUGUGAAAGCUUCUGGGAAAUAAUUGAAUAGACAUUAUUUGUUUUUUUUUUGUCUCUCUUCGCUUUGUAAGACAACACGGUGCUUUCAAUGACUGUCUCCUUGAUAUAUAUACAUACAUAUAUAUCUAUACAUAUACAUACACACAGUAUAUGGACAUGAAAGUCUGGCCUUACAGGUGGAAAUACUGACAAGUUGUACAUAAAAUGAGAUGGAAUGUAAAUCUAUACAGUAGCUUCAUUCUUUCACUGUAAAGUCGAGUCACGGGCAUCAUGACCUUCUGUUCACAACAAGCUGUAUUUCCUUUAUCCUAUACUUUUAUUUUUAUUUUAUACAGUAGCAUGCUCUAAUCAUCUGUGAUAACACGCUUAAGACUAAUGACUUCUAUAUAUAUAUAUAUAUAUAUACAUACACAUGUACACACUGUAUAUGUGUAUAUACACUGUAUAUAUAAAGGUCAUUUUAAGGUUUACUUGUCACAUUUAACUUGAUACAUUAAUAGUCCAGUUGUGCAAUGGCCAAAAACUUGUGCAUGAUCUAUGAUAUUGUUCCUUUUUGUCGAUGAUAAGAGAAAAAAAAACAACAACAACGUCUUGUUUCGAAUCACAUUUCUUACUGUGAACAAAUUGCCAUUUUAAAAAUUGUUCAAAAAUAAAUGUAUUUUUAUAUGGUAUACUGUAUGUAUUCUGAAUAUGUAUGGUUUUAAUACAACGUACACUCUUUGA
Solea senegalensis (Senegalese sole) is the source of this 5346-nucleotide messenger RNA. It is a transcript of the gene sorcs3b, whose product is annotated as sortilin related VPS10 domain containing receptor 3b. The coding region runs from base 123 to 3830 and encodes 1235 amino acids. Gene Ontology annotation, cellular component: membrane. Gene Ontology annotation, molecular function: protein binding. The transcript is spliced from 27 exons. Lineage: Eukaryota; Metazoa; Chordata; Actinopteri; Pleuronectiformes; Soleidae. The record is from RefSeq and is a predicted model, not a curated record.